AAACAUGCAAGCGUGUGAGUCAACAUGACGAAGAUGAAGAUGCGACAAGACUAGGCGCAGACAAAGCCACGCACGCACGCACGCACGCACUCGGAGUCACCAUUGUCUCGUUAACGCGCACGAACAACGAUGCUGUAUUGGCUUGUGCUCGCGGCCCAGCUGCUCGGUUCGGUUGAGGUCAUCGCUGCUUUCCGGGUGCGUGUCAGCGAGGCCGGCCAGAUCGCGGCGGACCUGGAGACCUCCGACCUUCGGGAGAACGUCACGGCGUACGCGGCGCAGAUCAGCGGGGAGCCUCGGCCCGCCGUGCUCCCGUUCGGGGAGCCCGGCCGGCCCGUGCUCUUCAACGCGUCCUUCCACGGCCUGCGCUACAGCGUGGGCCUGCUGCUACAACGAGGACUGCUCUGGUCCAGACCCGUCGAAAGCGUGUCCCUCCUCACCAGUGAGCAGACCUCGGCAGAGUCCCGUCCCGUCCCGUGGGUGCGCCUUUCGACCGGAGCUCUCCUGUCGCCAACAGGGCCGCUUCCUGUGAGCAGCGUGCACAUUUCAGACUACAAGGAUUCUCCGGAGACCGGCGUGGUGUUUGACAUCGACACUCCCGCGGGCAACCUUUUCAGCAGAGUCAACAUCAGCUACAGCGAAGGGAGCGAAAGGCGCUCGAUGCUCUACAAAGACUUCUACGAGGGGAAGACCGUGUUCAAGCACUGGCUACCCGGGGUGUGCUACCGCAACGUCACCUUCCAGCUCAUCUCGGAGGCCAGCGCCUACCAGACGGCACAGAGUGACAUCACCCACAUGCCCGUGCAUCACAGGACGGUGCCGUACCCUCCCCUCGACAUCUCGUGGAGCGUCGUGGACCUGAGCCAAAGCCCGACGCGGGAAAGCCGACCGGCCGCGAUCGGCAGACGCUCCCGCGACGUCCCUGGCACGCAAGAGGAGGAGCCGAAGACUUCCGAGGAGCCGCCGCUGGCACGCAAUCGGAGCGCCGGCGCAGAGAGCACGGACGCUCGCGACCGUUGGCCGGACUCCGCCGCCGAAACCUCCGCCGGCAGCGAGGACGAGUUUGUCAACGGCGAGGCCCUCGAGUACGAGGACUCCAACGACGCGGGGUCGGCGAUGGCUCUCCCCGCAGAGUCUUUGGUCCUGCCGGCUAAGAUGUUCCCCGUCCUGCUGGAACUGCGCUGGCUGCCUCCCAGAGCGCCCACCAGCUACGACGGCUUCCACAUCUACAUUGGAAGAGACGGUAACACCACUCAGACGGCCAGCGUGGACGAAAGCACUCACGAGUUCUUUACGGAGCUGAGCGAGGCGGGAACGUACAGCCUGCGAGUCGCCACCCUCAGCGCGGCGGGAGACUGCGAGGCCAGAGAGAGCGCGGCCGAUGCCGGAUUCACCUUCUACCUCGGUCCCAAGGGCGAGCUUCUGCGUGAGCUGCGGCAGCGUCCGCGAGCGGUCACCGUGCACCUGCUGGACUCCAGCACGGCCGCCGUGUCCUGGGCCCGGAGCUCGGAGGCCCACGACGGCAGCAUCGUGUCCGUGGUGUCCAGCACCUGCCUGAAGCCCAGCCCGAGUCAAAGGGUGGAGAGCAACUACUGCAGCGAGGAAAACUCAACCAGCGCCAUCGUGGGCAACCUGACGCCGGGGGCUCAGUACCGGGUGGUGGUCUACCACACCAACGGACCCCUGAUCAGUCCUCCCUCAGAAGCCGUCAUCAUGGAUAUCGAGCCCACGGGCGUGCAAGACCUGGCCGUGUACCCACUGAGCCCCACGGCGGUCAUCUUGAGCUGGCAGCGCCCGUAUCAGGUGGCCUUCCGCAAGUACGUCCUCCAGACCUUCUUCUUCAACCCCGUCACGCUGAGCUCCGAGUGGAGCACCUACUACGAGAUCGCCGCCACCGCCUCCGUCAUAGCGUCGGUGAGGGUAACCGAUCUGCUGCCAGCUUGGUACUAUAAGUUCCGCGUGACCAUGGUGACGUGGGGCGAGCCGCCGCUCACUUGCUGCGACGGCUCCACCGUCAGCUUUGUCACAGCUCCCGAGGCGCCGCACAUCUCUUCGGUGGAUUACUCCCACGGAGUCCUGUAUGUGCGCUGGACGUACGGCGAGCUCUUUGUGGACCUGUCGCACUCCAGGAUCACGCACUGGCAGGUCGUGGCGGUCGGCAAGAAAGGUUCCGAGAGGAGCUACUCGGUAGACGUGAGUGUCUGGCUGUUUGCUGACGCUGUCGCGUUGACGCUGUCGCGUGGCCUCUCUCGCUUGCUUCCUUCCUCCCUCGCUUGCUUCCUUCUUCCCUCGCUUUCUUCCUUCCUCCCUCCCUCGCUUGCUUCCUCCCUCGCUUGCUUGCUUCCUCCCUCCCUCGCUUCCUUCCUGAGCUCUCGUAUGCGUCCAGAACUCUGUCGAUACUUUUGCACUUGGCAGGUGACUCGAAAUGCGAUGCGGGCCAGCCUGCCUCUGCCGCCCGGCGACAUCUACAACCUGACGGUGACGGCGUGCACCGAGCGCGGCCGCAACACGUCCGUUCCCGGCAUCAUCAAACUGGAUCCGGCCCCUCCCAGGUCCGUGCACGCCGUCAACGCCACGCACUCGUCGGUGACUCUGCUGUGGAGCGAGGAUGGCGUGGCGGAUCACUAUCAGGUGCUCUGCAGAGCCAGCCCGGGCGGAAAGGAGGUGAAGACCGGAGAGCCUCGGGUGUCCGGCUCGCAGGCGCUGACCGUUUCCGGCCUGAUGCCCUCGUCUAGCUACAACUGCAGCGUGGUCAGCGUCAGCUACAGCACGCCCAGCAAGCCCGCCCACGUCACCUUCACCACCGCCGCCAAAGAGAUGAACCCCAGCGUGGCGGCCAUCUCGGCCUUGGCCAUCCUGAGCGUCCUGCUGCUCGGCCUGCUGCUUCUCUUCUUGCUGCUUCUCCGCAAGAAGCACCUGCAGAUGAGCAGGGAGUGCGGCGCCGAGACCUUUGUCAACUUUGCUUCGUUCGAAAGGGACGGGAAGCUGCCUUACAACUGGCGACGAAGCCUCUUUGCCUUCCUUACCCUUCUGCCAUCCUGCCUUUGGACUGACUAUCUUUUGGCUUUUUAUAUUAAUCCAUGGGGCAAGACGGCCUUAAAGAAGCGCAAGCUGACCAGUCCCGUGCAACUGGCAGACUUUGAGGCCUACUUCAAGGAGCUGAGCAAAGACUCGGCCUACAAGUUCUCUCUGCAGUUUGAGGAGCUGAAGAGCGUAGGCCUGGACCUUUCCCACGACUCCGCCGACCUGCCCGUCAACAGGCCCAAGAACCGAUACACCAACAUCCUUCCCUACGACUUCAGCCGGGUGCGGCUCUUUUCCCUGCACGACGACGAAGGCGACGAUUACAUCAAUGCCAACUACAUUCCGGGCUACAAACACGCCAAAGAGUACAUCGCCACGCAAGGCCCUCUGCCGGAAACGCGCAACGACUUUUGGAAGAUGGUCCUGCAGCAGAAGUCGCCCAUCGUCGUCAUGCUGACACAGUGCAACGAGCGGCGGCGGGUCAAGUGCGACCACUACUGGCCCUUCAGCGACGAGCCCGUCACGUACGGCGAGAUCAGCGUGGAGAUGCUCUCGGAAAACGAGUCGCCCGAGUGGACAGUCAGGAAGUUCCGGCUGGGAUACGCGGACGAGACUCGGGACAUCCUGCAUCUGAACUACACCUCGUGGCCGGACCACGGCGUUCCCACGGUCAACGCCAUCGAGAGCAUCCUGCAGUUUGUCCGCAUCGUGCGGCAGCAGGCCAACAAGACCAAGGAGCCCGUCGUAGUCCACUGCAGCGCCGGCGUGGGCAGAACCGGCACCUUCAUGGCCCUGGACCGCCUGAUGCAGCACAUCCGGGAGCACGAUUUUGUCGACAUCAUGGGAAUGGUGGCGGAGAUGCGCUCCCACCGCCUUUCCAUGGUCCAGACGGAGGAGCAGUACGUGUUCAUCCACCAGUGCGUCUUGCUCAUGUGGCAGAAGAAGAAGCAGCAGCAGCAGCCGCCGCUCACCUCCGACGUCAUCUACGAGAACGCCGGCAAGACAUAACGGCCGAGUUUGCGCCAUGCCACCGCGUCAUCCCCAGUCACGAAAAGCUUGGUCAGGAAGCCAGACAAAAAAGGAAGCCCCGCUGAGUCCAUGAGGCAAACAAAGAGCGUGGGAAAAAAUAAA
Messenger RNA from Syngnathus typhle (broad-nosed pipefish), 4152 nucleotides. It is a transcript of the gene ptpro, whose product is annotated as protein tyrosine phosphatase receptor type O. Gene Ontology annotation, biological process: negative regulation of canonical Wnt signaling pathway; peptidyl-tyrosine dephosphorylation involved in inactivation of protein kinase activity; regulation of glomerular filtration. Gene Ontology annotation, cellular component: glutamatergic synapse; plasma membrane; GABA-ergic synapse. The coding region runs from base 130 to 4029 and encodes 1299 amino acids. Gene Ontology annotation, molecular function: Wnt-protein binding; protein tyrosine phosphatase activity; cadherin binding. The transcript is spliced from 23 exons. Lineage: Eukaryota; Metazoa; Chordata; Actinopteri; Syngnathiformes; Syngnathidae. The record is from RefSeq and is a predicted model, not a curated record.